AUGCUAACCGCAAUCCAGGAGAGCCCCCACGAACACCAGCAAAGUCUUCUACUCUCCCGCAUCAUCUCUAAUGUCGAGAAACUCAACGAAGCGAUCAUGGUAUUGAAUAAGAAUCUGCAGGAAGUCAACGUGCAGAACAUGAACGUCGAGCUUGUCGCGCAGAUGUUUAAGAACUACCAGUCCAAUGUGCUUUUUCAUCUCGAAGCUACGGAGGAGUUGAAGGACCCGGUAUAG
Molecule: messenger RNA, 234 nt
Organism: Histoplasma capsulatum G186AR
Lineage: Eukaryota; Fungi; Ascomycota; Eurotiomycetes; Onygenales; Ajellomycetaceae
Exons: 4
Coding region: 1-234 (77 amino acids)
Biological process (GO): attachment of spindle microtubules to kinetochore
Cellular component (GO): mitotic spindle; DASH complex
Source: RefSeq, a predicted model, not a curated record